AUGGUACAAUUUUUAAUCCGGAUUCUGUCCAACAUUUUCUCAUAUUUGGACACAAACCGGUUCAAAACUGUCCGGAAAGUGUCUUCUAUUUGGAACACCAUCGGCGCUACCGAACUGGGAAUGAGAAAAAUUUUCUCAAUGCGCCUCUUCUCCAAGAGUUCGACCACAGCUGAUGAAAUUCAAAACGUUAACCCCGCCCUACUGAAAUACAUCUGUUUAAAGUUUGCUUACCGUAAUGAAGAAAUUAAUUUUCAACGGGUCGUAUCAAUUCUGGGGCGACAAAUUAGGGAAAUUCAUCACUGCAUGGAUUCCCCAGUUUGGGCAUCCUUCCUUGAAAUCUUGUCGGUUAAUGGACUCCCGAAUUUGGUUAAGAUGUCAAUUUCAAUAUAUUCCGACAAAGGUGUUCCCGAUUUUGGAGUCGUUUGCUUAAGAAAUCUUAAAGUGCUGGAAGUUAGUGGAAACAGUUUCAAAAAUGUGAAGAACAAUUUGCAAACCAUAAUCGAUUCGGCGGCAAGCUUAAAAAUUUUGAAAAUAAGGGGAAUGCUCUUCCCGGAUUUGGCGAGAUGUACAGAGACGUUAAAAACUUUGGACUGGUUUGCCGUACACGGCGAUGAACAUAACUUUAACGGACCCGAAGGAUUCGACCAGCUCGUCCCCCUAUUAACCCAGGUUUCUCCCACAUUGGAGAACCUAACGCUCGGAUUUGCCGAGUCAUCCAACUUUGGGUUCAACGUCGAACAUCGCGUCACACGAUUUCCGAGGUUCCCGAAACUGAAAACUUUCAAGAAUCUGGCAUGUGAUAUUUUUCACGUUGGGGAAUUUGUACCUGCUAACUUUCCCAAUUUAGUAAGCCUUUCUCUGGAACUGUUCGACGUACAGAGCCAACACCUUAGUUUUGAUGUGCUCCGGGACGAUCCUGUCAUACCACGGGUUCUACAUGAAGGCGUUACACACCUCCAUCUUGGGAAUACCAGAGAUUUCAUCAACAUUUCUCAACCUCUCACAAACCCAUUUCCUAACGUGGCCCAUCUAACAUUCAAGAACCCGAGGGCAACAAAUUACGAUGCGACUGCCAAACUUGCCAACAUGAUUGAGAGUUUAGCCACAUGGAAGUUAUUGACCCGCUUGGACAUCUUGAUUAAAAAUCAAAAGCUUGAAUUAAGUCAAAUUUUGAAAGCAUUAGAAUCCUUAGAUCUAACUGGUCUCUCCGAGCUGAGGAUUAUUGGCCUGGACGGUAACUGGUCGAAAACCGUAUUUGACGAUCUUUCCAGUGAUGCUGAAGAACUGAUAGAUUUCAUUGCGAAGUGCGAGCCCCUUAAGCGACUAAUAUUUCAGGGAAUUUGGUGGAAAGCUGCAUCAGUGGUACAAGUGAUGGAAUUCUUAGCAUGGAAGAAGCCCUCAAAUCCGGUCGUAAUCUUGGCGUAGAAAUCAAAUUUAUUUACGACGUCCUAAAUUUCGGUGUUCUCCGAUUUAUUCAAAGUUCGAAAUUCUACAGAUGUUCACCUGAGUUUUCUGAACAUACAAAAUAUGCCAUUCCAUUUUUUCUGCUUAUGCAAUUUUAGGAAAUUAUAUAAUCUAUGAAAUUAACUUGUUCUCACGUUUGACGCAGGUGAAAUCCAAUCUCACUUACUGCCUCAUCUCAUCUAACUAUAUCCCAUAAAUUUGCCAAAACUCAUUUUGUACUAUUUACGUAUAGAUUAAGGAGUGAAAAACUGCAUAUUUUUUCACUUUCAAAAUACUAACUUGUUAGCGGAUUUUAAUCUAUCGUCUGGCACAUAAAUUAUUUCACUAAUAAUAUAUUGAAUUAACAAGAAUGAAUUUAAAUUAAUAUCUCAAAGUUAGUUAAAGCCUUGGGAAAAUCCUUCACAACUUUAUAACAUACAGAUAUUUGCCUUCCGCCAAUCAACUCAUGAAAAUGGUGAAUGACCUCUAUAGAAUUUUAUUAACUUUUAAAGUUUUUUGAAGGGUAGUAUUUACAAGAGUACAAUUCGCAACCCUUUUCAACCCGACCAUUUCUCAGAAACUAAAAUAACAUUUAACACUUAACCUGAAGAAUGUGGCCCAUAUCCGGGAAUAAUCAGGAUAUUUCCACGAAAGAAUGAUUCAUUUUAUUCAAUGACGGAGAUAUUCAAUUAUCCAGAAUGAAUGAAUAACGCUUGUUUAACCGUCCACUCUGUGAGUUUUGAAUAACCAAAUUUUGUAUUCAUAACAAAUACCUGGUAGUAUCUUGUCCUUGAUUAUUUCUAGUUUGGCAAAAUCUAAAUUUCAAGUUUAGCAUAA
Folsomia candida is the source of this 2280-nucleotide messenger RNA. RefSeq lists its product as uncharacterized. The record is from RefSeq and is a predicted model, not a curated record. Bases 1 to 1425 code for a protein of 474 amino acids. The transcript has 6 exons. Lineage: Eukaryota; Metazoa; Arthropoda; Collembola; Entomobryomorpha; Isotomidae.